Molecule: messenger RNA, 4308 nt
Organism: Physeter macrocephalus (sperm whale)
Lineage: Eukaryota; Metazoa; Chordata; Mammalia; Artiodactyla; Physeteridae
Gene: PLPP2
Product: phospholipid phosphatase 2
Biological process (GO): phospholipid metabolic process; signal transduction; phospholipid dephosphorylation
Cellular component (GO): plasma membrane
Molecular function (GO): phosphatidate phosphatase activity
Source: RefSeq, a predicted model, not a curated record
GGGCCAGGCUCCCCGGCCAUGUGACCCCGCGGCCCGGCUGGGACGCGACGGUACGCGCUGGGACGGGCGCCGGGGGUCGCGGGCGGCAUGGAGCGGAGGUGGGUCUUCGUGCUGCUCGACGUGCUGUGCGUGCUGGUCGCCUGUCUGCCUUCCGCCAUCCUGACCCUCGUGAACGCCCCGUACAAGCGAGGAUUCUACUGCGGAGAUGACUCCAUCCGGUACCCCUACCGUCCAGACACCAUCACCCAUGGGCUCAUGGCCGGGGUUGUCAUCACUGCCACCGUCAUCCUUGUGUCGGCCGGGGAGGCCUACCUGGUGUACACAGACCGCCUCUACUCCCGCUCCGACUUCAACAACUACCUGGCCGCCCUCUACAAGGUGUUGGGGACGUUCCUGUUCGGGGCUGCAGUGAGCCAGUCACUGACAGACCUGGCCAAGUACAUGAGCGGCCGGCUGCGGCCCAACUUCCUGGCCGUGUGUGACCCUGACUGGAGCCGCGUCAACUGCUCCGUGUACGUGCAGGCGGAGGUGUGCAGGGGAAGCCCUGCUGACGUCACCAAGUCCAGAUUAUCCUUCUACUCUGGACACUCCUCCUUUGGAAUGUACUGCAUGAUGUUCUUGGCGCUCUACGUGCAGGCCCGGCUGUGCUGGAAGUGGGCACGGCUGCUGCGGCCCACCGUGCAGUUUUUCCUGGUGGCCUUUGCCCUUUACGUGGGCUACACCCGUGUGUCUGACCACAAACACCACUGGAGUGAUGUUCUCGUUGGCCUCCUGCAGGGGGCGCUGGUGGCCGGCCUCACUGUCCGCUACGUCUCCGACUUCUUCAAAGCCCGGCCCCCGCGGCACUGCCUGGAGGAGGAGGAGCUGGAGCGGAAGCCCACAUCACUGACACUGGCCCUGGGCGAGGCUGGCUGCAGCCACUGCGGGUCCCCUCCUCCUGAGACCCUCAGGUCUCCUCCUCCUGGGGCCGCAGCCGCGUCCAGCUGGGGCUCAGGCUGUGGGCAGCGAGCGUGUCCGUGGUCCUGGCAGGUCCCUAACGCAGGAUGACGGUGAGGGCCCUGCACAGGCCCCAGGCUGGAUCCUGGCGUGGGUUCCACUAACCCCACCUCCAUGCACUGGGCCAGGGGUCACGGGGUACCUGGGGCAGCCCUAGCGCGUGGCGGGGGACUCUUCCUCAGACCCCCGGCUUUUGUUGGGUUAGGGAAGGGACUGAGAGAGCCCAGUGGAUGCCGUUUUUGUCAAAUGUGACGUCUAUGUGGAUUUUUAGUAAAAUAGGGCGUUUGCUUGACAGAUGUUAUCAGCACCUCUUCCUUAUGGCCGUUCUGAGGACUCUCUCCCUACAGCAGAGGGGGAGACCCUCUCUGGUUGGGGGCUCAGCUGAGCGAACCAGCCAUGCCUGCGUUGCUGCUCUGGUCACGUGGGCAGGAGGGGUGCAGGAGGGAGGCCAACUGCCCGUUCCACCCUCCUGUGGUGCUAAGGUUGGGGGUCAGGUGGACCUGCACAGGCAGUCGGGGUGUCACCCUGCAGAGAGAGCCCUGAACAAAAGACAACUGCCGUUGUUUGGCCCCUGGGGCCGGGGAGGCUAGCAGAGACCUGAGUCCAGGUCGAGUGGAGAGGUGUGUUUACAGCUCUUUCCUCCUCCCAGGAAGGAGGCCUCUGCCGGGGGCCCCCUGUGCAGGCCCCCAAAUGUAAGGGCUUGGGCAGAAGUUCAGAUCUGGGUAAGACCAUGGCCACAGGAGCCUGGGUCCCCAGAGACUGACUGUGUGCAGGGCUGUGCUCAGGCCUGCUGAGAGGGCAGCUUCCGUGGGCUCUGCCAGGUGCAGCCUUGCAGUGGCUGUUGUUGAGUCUGCAAGAUCACACAUGGGGUUUGGGCCUGGAGCGGGCUCCCUGUCCCCUUUCUGCCUGGGGAUAUACCACCCCAGCCCCGGCGCAGACCUCAGAGUCCCUCCCCUUCGAAUGACCGGCACCUCUGCCCUCGGAUUGUCCCUUCUCAGUAAUACCCACCUGCAUCGGUCCACUCCCUGUGUCCCUGGAGGAAUCACUGAAGCCAAAACUCCCCCAGUCCUGACCCCUUCCCUCUGGUCACAGGGACCCCUGUGCACAUGGGGCUUCAGAAACGGGCCCCCAUGACUUCUGCCCUGGAAUGGGAACCCCUCACUCACCAUCCACAAAAGUGAAUGUCGGGCAAGCGGCCUAGAUCAGGCCAUAAACAAACCUUAAAGAGGGAAGAUAGGUUCAAAACCUUAGUGUGGGGAAGACGUUUGUAAUUGGGAAAAAUAGAGAAUGGGAAGUAGAGGGCAGCUGGGGCCCAGGCCGGGGCAGGGGGUCAAGAGGUGGAACAGACGGUGGGGGAUAGACUCCACGUGCCAGGAAGGUGUCCAAGGUGACGGAAGCUUCUGGACCUGAUCGCUGAUGGGCCGGGGUCCCUGAAACUUGCAGGAUACACAGAGCUUACCUGCCUAACCGGAGUGGCGUUCCCGUCUGGUCUUAGCAGUGCUUGGGGGCGAAGAUGCAGCCUGGCAGCCUGCACUGGAGGCCAAGAUGGAGAAGAUGAAGAUCUUCACGGCCACCUUGGCCUUGUCCUCAGCCUGUGGUAGAUGGGGAGGGAGGUGGCCCACACACUGCAGGCCAGCAGGACAACGAAGGUCAGGAACUUGGCUUCCUUGAAGGUACCGGGCAGGCUCCGGGCCAGGAAAGCCCUGGUGAAGCUCCCCAGGGCAAGGGGCCCAGGUAUCCCGGGACACAGUAGGAGACAGGGACCAGGCCCCCGGUUGUAGGCGAGGAGGACGCAUCUAGGCUUGGAGUGCGUGUCAGUGUCAGUGAAGAGAGGAGAGGUUCCCAGGUGGAUUCCACAGAGAGGCGGGUGGACUGGGGAGUGGAUGAGAAAGGUGAAGUCGGGUGCCCCUGACACCAACCAACUUUCCUCCCAGGAGCAGUGAUCCUGAAGGUUAAGACCACAUAGAUGGUUUGGGCCCAAACAGUGGAAACAGCCCAGUAAACACCGUGCCAGAUGUGGCCGCUGGAGGGCGCAGGUGGCUGUGCUGAGACGGCCGAUGAGGGCCUCUUUUAGCAUAUUUUCAGCAGCUGGACAGCUCCUAGGUCUCCUGUCGGCCUGCUGACUUCCCGUAUCUGACGUAAACACGCUCCAGAAUUUUUCUGUUGGCCUCAUUUUUAUCAGUGUGAUUUUUUGGGGAUCCAAGUAGCCCAGUUUAUACAAUUGACAGCUACAUUUUUGGGUGAAUCCAGGGCACUAAGUAACAAUUUCCAAUUGGAAGAAGACUGGAAUCACUUGACAACAGGAAUCCACCCUGCAAGGGUGCCCCGAUCUCCCCUGGGCAUGUCUUUCCUUGGCCUCCAGAGAGAAUGCUCACCUCUCACAUCAUCACAGACCAACAGCCCCGCCCAGGUCCAGCCAUGGGGCGGCAGCAGCAACCCCAUGCCUGAGGCCAGAGGAGCACUCCUGGAGGCCACCUGACUCAGACCUGGUGACCGACCCUUGACAGUCAGCAGAAGGUCACAGGGACCUUCGGUGACCUGAAUGGGAAGGAGAAAAGCACGGUCAUUUUCUUCUCCAAGGAAACAAUCGAGAGAGAAUACUUCUGUGGUACUCAUUUGAAUAAUAUUCCUUUUCACCUGCCAUGGAAAGUGAUCUGGAUAUUAAACGACGUUACUUUCAAUAAGUGCAGCAGCAAGGGUUUCUUCGUACCAUGUUUUCUUUUCUUUUCUUCCUUUCUUUAUUUUUCUGGCCACACCGCACGGCUUGCAGGAUUUGAGUUCCCUGACCAGCGACUGAACCCGGGCCCUGCCAGUGACAGCGCCAAGUCCUAACCACUGGACCGCCAGGGAAUUCCCCAUAUUUUAUUUUCAACGUCAGUGGAAGGGCUACCUGGAAAAGUUGCUCAGAACCUAUUUCUAGGACCUCCUGCGGUUGACUUCAGUCUGUAAAGUCUUCAUUCUCUCCCGUGUCGUUGCCGAGUCAAGUUAAGAACAUGCCACUCCAGUUCUGUGCGUUCCGGUUUUCCACCUUGAACGACGUACAAGGACAUUCUCUCCUAAUUUGUUUUACUGCCAUAUUUUGUUGCUGGACAGGACGUAUAUUCAGCUCUGCCCCACCGCGCCUUCAUCUCCACUUGUGGGAAUUUGUAGAGGUCCAGCAGUGUCUCCCUGAGCAGGAAAAAGCUGAUGUGGUUCCUGCAGUGAGAGCGGUGGCUUUGUUCUGUUUCUCACGGGUGAAAUACAGGAGAGGAAAACCCUUGAACAAUGAGCGAAGAACCGGCGGAGGGAAGAGGUCCCCAGGUGGUUAACUGG